CUAUGCAAAGUAUAUUCUACAUGGUCUCAUACAAGGUUGUCAUAUUUCACUCAGACACUUUGUUAUCCUUUUGACUGGGAAAAAAAAUAUAUAUAUAUACAUGAGACAUGGCAUCUGAGUUCUGCCUCAGUAUCACCAAGUACUUCCUGUUUCUUUUCAACCUAAUCUUUUUUUUGUUAGGGUUGUCCAUCUUGGGGUUGGGAGUCUGGAUAGCAUGUUCAGAGACAAUACCCACCCCUCGCUACCUAUCCCUGUCUCUCCUCUCCUAUCUGCUGGUCAUCAGUGGCUCUGUCACCGUGUUAUUGGGCUUCUUUGGGAGCCUCGGUGCUCUGAAGGAGGUCAAAUGCAUGCUGGCAAUUUAUUUUAUCCUGCUCACCGUGCUUCUUGCAGCUCAGAUAAUUGGCACAGUUCUGCUCUUCACGCAGAAAAGUGCGUUGGUGAGUUCUGUGGAAAAGCAUGUUCUUGACAUUAUUAAAUCAUUUGAGAAGAAUGAUUCAAGUCUACAACAUUUUCACACCUCUCUAGAAUUUGUUCAACGUGAGGCCCAGUGCUGUGGCUGGAAUGGGAAGGAUGACUGGGAUAAUAUCCCGUCCUCCUGUUACUAUAAGAAUGCUACAGUAAAUGGCACUGUUCAAAUCUCAAACUUCUGCCUCCAUACAAUCUCAAACAACACAUGUGGGGUGUAUGAACAGAACUGCGGAGAAAUUAUUAAAAACUGGAUUAAUGAGCAUCUCAUGAUCAUUCUUGGAGUGGUGCUCGCUCUAGCUGUUGUAGAGAUAUGUGGUACCAUCCUUUCGAUGUGUCUGUAUAGCCAGGCUUCCAUGGAUUACUCGAUGCCUUUCUAAGAAUAAACCAGAGUGGAGCGCAGGAAGAACACCAGCUAAAAGCUUCCUCUACUAUGCAUACUGAAAGUUAAUUUUGUAACAGUAUCAGUAAUGACUUCUGUACAUACCAGCAGCGGUAUUUCAUUUUGUAACCCCAAAUCAUUAUCGGUUCCUGUACAUUAUUUUCUUAUGAUUUUCAUAUGUAGAAUUUUUUAUGUUAAUAAAUAGUAAAUUUAAAAUAA
Molecule: messenger RNA, 1066 nt
Organism: Neoarius graeffei (lesser salmon catfish)
Lineage: Eukaryota; Metazoa; Chordata; Actinopteri; Siluriformes; Ariidae
Gene: cd37
Product: CD37 molecule
Exons: 9
Coding region: 108-845 (245 amino acids)
Cellular component (GO): membrane
Source: RefSeq, a predicted model, not a curated record